GAAUUACUACUCUCCACAUAUCCUUGAUGUUAACAUCAGUUCUACUCUUGCUUUUCUCAGCAAUAUUGAGUGGUGCGGAUGAACUGUUGAACCCAGUUGAACUUCUACAUCAGGUAACCACUCCAUCGCAGGAAAGCGAGCAGUGGAUCAAUAUAAAAACGGAAUCAAUUACUGAAAAUGAAUUGAAUUUUGGAAGUUACGAAUUCCGAAUGGCUUGUGUAAACGGCGGCAUAUGUUACAAAAAUGAUUCAAAUAAUCUUCGAUUUUUCCUUGUUGGAGACACUGGAGGUUUGCCUAUCUACCCAUAUAUCACAUAUGCACAAAAGUUAGUUGCAAAGUCAUUGGCCAGAAUUGGUGACGAAGAAAAUGUCCAAUUUAUUGUUUCGGCUGGUGACAAUAUUUAUUUCACGGGAGUGGAAAAUGAGUUUGACCAAAGAUUUCAGGAAACAUUCGAAAAUGUAUACAAAGGCAAAGCGUUACAAAAGCCGUGGUACUUAGUUGGCGGCAACCAUGAUCAUUUCGGGAAUAUUUCAGGACAGAUUGCUUACACAAAUCGAAGUCGACGAUGGACAUAUCCGGCAAGCUAUUACAAAGUGUCCUAUGCCUUCGGAAAGAAUGUCACGCUGGUUGAAUUUCUGAUGAUUGAUACCAUUUUGCUUUGUGGUAACACACGAGACAUUACAGAAGCUAGCUUUGUUGAUAUGAUUCUUGCAACUACUGACAAAAAUCCCAAUACGCCAAAAGAUCCAGUAGCAGCAAAAGCAGAACUAGACUGGAUCGAACAGGAGUUGAGGAGUUCAAGAGCUGAUUAUUUGUUUGUUGUUGGCCAUUAUCCAAUUUAUUCGAUAUCCGAGCAUGGUUCAAUGAACUGCUUGAUUGAAAAAUUGAAACCACAUUUGGAAAAAUACCAUGUUACAGCGUAUAUUGCUGGACAUGAUCACACGCUCCAACACAUUGUCACGGAACACUCCUUAUCCUCGAAUGACGAAAAAAUUCCGCUUAAUUAUAUUAUUAGUGGAGCUGGAUCCCGAUCCGAUCGUUCAACUAAACAUAUUGGUACAAUACCGGAUGGAUCAUUACGUUUCAACUAUCCAACGGGAUUCAAUCCAUUCUCACAACUUGGUUUAUCGAAAGGUGGCUUUAUUUAUGUGAACAUGGACAAAGAGAAAGCUAUCUUUACAUUUUACAAUGGCAAAGGCGACGAGAAAUAUUCUUGUAGCAUUACACCUCGAGGAAAGUUCAUGAUGAGCAAUGUGGAGAAAUGAUACACAACAGGCCUAA
Messenger RNA from Loa loa (African eye worm), 1281 nucleotides. RefSeq lists its product as hypothetical. The transcript has 8 exons. Gene Ontology annotation, molecular function: ferric iron binding; ferrous iron binding; acid phosphatase activity. NCBI's taxonomy places the organism in Eukaryota, Metazoa, Nematoda, Chromadorea, Rhabditida, Onchocercidae. Bases 27 to 1265 code for a protein of 412 amino acids. The record is from RefSeq and is a predicted model, not a curated record.